UUUUUUAUUACAAGAAACGCGUUUAUUCUAAGGGGAUCUAUUGGAAAUCUCUGCUAUGUGGUGUAUGCGAAAGAAGGCGUGAUUUAGGAACGAUUGAAUGAUUCAAACAUUUCCCAACCUGGUGCUCUGAGCGCGUGUCUCUCUCUCUCCACGGAUCCCGCGCGUUUUGCGCUUUUACGCGUCGGCUGGAUUUUGCGCACUGGAGGGUUUGCGAUGUGGAAGACACCUGUCGUGGGUUUAAUUUGUUCUUUAUCGCUUCUGUUGUCGCUGACAUGUGCUGGUGAUGUAAAAUCGCGCAGCUGCAGCGAUGUGCGCCAGGCGUAUACAGCCAAAGGCUUUGGUCUUCAUAAUGUACCGCACCAGGAGAUAUCAGGAGAACAUCUGCGGAUUUGCUCCCAGGGCUACACCUGCUGUAUCUCAGACAUGGAGGACAAACUCAGCCAGCAAAGUAAGAUGGAUUUUGAGAAAUUAGUGGAGGAGAGCAGUCGCACCAUACGGACAAUAUUUACCUCCAGACAUAAAAAGUUUGAUGAAUUUUUCCUGGAAUUGCUGGACAACUCAGAAAAGUCACUCAACGACAUGUUUGCACGCACAUACGGCAAACUGUACACUCAUAACUCUGAAAUGUUUGAAGAUCUGUUCUCAGAGCUAAAACGCUACUACACCGGCGGCAAUGUCAACCUUGAAGAAAUGCUGAACGAUUUCUGGUCUAGACUUCUUGAACGAAUGUUUCAGUUGCUCAACUCCCAGUACACAUUUACUGACGACUAUCUUGAGUGUAUCAGCAAAUAUACCGACCAGUUAAAACCCUUUGGAGAUGUUCCACGCAAACUCAAAGCCCAGGUCACGAAGGCUUUUAUUGCAGCUCGUUCGUUCGUUCAAGGACUUAUGGUGGGUCGCGAAGUGGCCAACAGAGUGGCGAAGGUCAAUGUAUCACCAGGUUGCAGUAAAGCACUGACAAAAAUGCUGUACUGCCCAUACUGUGGAGGAAUGCCAGGCCUCAAACCCUGUGCCAACUACUGCCAAAAUGUCAUGAGAGGCUGCCUGGCCAACCAAGCGGAUCUGGAUCCAGAGUGGAAUCUCUUCAUUGAUGCCAUGCUGCUGGUCGCUGAUAGACUUGAAGGGCCCUUUAAUAUUGAAGCCGUCAUGGAGCCAAUCGAUGUGAAGAUCUCUGAAGCCAUCAUGAUCAUGCAGGACAACAGUAUGCAAGUUUCUUCCAAGGUAUUCCAAGGAUGCGGUCAUCCCAAGCCAGCUGGAAUUGGCCGGUCUGCCCGUGGGAUCUCGGAUAUGUUCAACAGUCGAUUCAGACCAUUCAGCCCAGAAGAGAGGCCCACCACGGCAGCUGGCACCAGCCUCGAUAGACUGGUGAUCGACAUUAAGGAGAAGUUGAAGGAGUCGAAGAAAUUCUGGUCGUCAUUGUCAGACGGCAUCUGUGCAGAGGACGAAGUGACUGACCCAGAUGAGGAACAGUGUUGGAACAGUCACACAAAGGGAAGAUAUUUCCCAGAAGUUGUUAAAGAUGGCCUAACAAACCAACUGAAUAACCCGGAAGUAGAAGUGGACAUCACAAGACCAGAUACUUUUAUAAGACAACAGAUCAUGACACUGCGAGUGAUGACCAACAAGUUACGAAACGCGUACAACGGCAAAGAUGUCUACUUCCAAGACUCAAGUGAUGAGGAGAGCGGUUCGGGCAGUGGAAGUGGUUUUAUGACAGAACCGGAAGUGGUGCACACAGAACCUCCGAUGGUGGAAGCGGACAUAAGUGACCCACAACCAGCAGCAGACUCAGCCCGUCAGCAAAAACCUUCUUUGCAGUUAUUAUUUGCUGUAAUCACACUCACAUCGCUGUUGAUGCAUUGGAGAUAAUGGCAGGCAAACAGCCACACGGACAUU
Myxocyprinus asiaticus (Chinese sucker) is the source of this 1896-nucleotide messenger RNA. Its product is annotated as glypican-6-like. Lineage: Eukaryota; Metazoa; Chordata; Actinopteri; Cypriniformes; Catostomidae. Gene Ontology annotation, biological process: regulation of protein localization to membrane; regulation of signal transduction; cell migration. The record is from RefSeq and is a predicted model, not a curated record. The transcript has 9 exons. Gene Ontology annotation, cellular component: plasma membrane; extracellular region; cell surface. Bases 214 to 1869 code for a protein of 551 amino acids.